This is a messenger RNA of Staurois parvus, 302 nucleotides long. The record is from the annotation of a GenBank genome assembly. NCBI's taxonomy places the organism in Eukaryota, Metazoa, Chordata, Amphibia, Anura, Ranidae.
CGGAUAUAGUGAAUGCAGGGUCCGGGGAGACCAGAUAUAGUGAAUGCAGGGUCCGGGAGACCAGAUAUAGUGAAUGCAGGGUCCGAGGAGACCAGAUAUAGUGAAUGCAGGGGUCCGGGGAGACCAGAUAUAGUGAAUGCAGGGUCCGGGGAGACCAGAUAUAGUGAAUAAAGGGUCCGGGGAGAGCAGAUAUAGUGAAUGCAGGGUCCGGGGAGACCGGAUAUAGUGAAUGCAGGGUCUGGGGAGACCAGAUAUAGUGAAUGCAGGGUCCGGGGAGACCAGAUAUAGUGAAUGCAGGGUCC